Malus domestica (apple) is the source of this 537-nucleotide messenger RNA. RefSeq names its product BON1-associated protein 2-like. NCBI's taxonomy places the organism in Eukaryota, Viridiplantae, Streptophyta, Magnoliopsida, Rosales, Rosaceae. The record is from RefSeq and is a predicted model, not a curated record. Gene Ontology annotation, biological process: defense response.
AUGGCAGCCAAUUCCCGGACGCUCGAAAUCAAGGUGAUCUCCGCUGAGAAUCUGCAAUUAGAUAGAAAACCCAUCAAGAAAAACGCUACCGUGACCGUCUGGACUGACGGCAACAGCCAGUUUUGCUCCACGGACAUGGACAUCGAUGGGGGCGCCUACCCACGGUGGAACGAGAAGCUCGUGCUCAACUUCCCAACGCACUCCAAGUCCAUCACGGUGGAGGUCCAAUGCAAGACUUCGUCCGGCAUCAGGACGAUCGGGACGGCGACGAUUCCGGAGUCGGAUUUUGUUGGCGGGUACGUGCCAGAGGGUUGCAUGCAUUUUUUGAGUUACAGGCUGAGAGAUCACAAGGGGGAGAGGAAUGGGAUUAUUAAUAUUUCUGUGAGGAUGAACGUUCAUGAGAUGUACGCUUGUGCAAGUUCAACGACGUGGUCUCACUCGCAGAUGGGGUUUCCGGCGGAUGGGAACAAAAGUUUUGGCGGCGGCGUUGUAACCGGAGUUCCGGUUUGGUGUGGUGCCUAUCAGAAAAAUUAUUGA